Molecule: messenger RNA, 2043 nt
Organism: Selaginella moellendorffii
Lineage: Eukaryota; Viridiplantae; Streptophyta; Lycopodiopsida; Selaginellales; Selaginellaceae
Product: pentatricopeptide repeat-containing protein DOT4, chloroplastic-like
Exons: 3
Coding region: 291-1703 (470 amino acids)
Biological process (GO): RNA modification
Molecular function (GO): protein binding; RNA binding
Source: RefSeq, a predicted model, not a curated record
AUGAUAUCCUCGGGGGCGGUUCUUCCGAAUUCUCGAACCUAUGUAGCAGCAUUCAAGGCUUGUAGCCGUCUGGCAGCGAUGGAAGGCAGCAGUGCAAUGGACGGUAAGGCUGUCAAGACUUGUAUGUGGCGAGCAUUCUUAUAGAUGCGUACGCCAAUUCCGGGAGCUUGGUAGACGCUGGAAGAGUCUUCGACUCGAUAGGGUGCCGGAACGUUGUGUCGUGGAAUUCACUCAUCCUGGGGCAUGCUGAGAACGGUGAAGAAGAUGUCGCUUUGAAGUUACUUGAGUGGAUGCUGUGCAACAACUCUUGCAAGCCGGACGGUCGGACAUUCCUUGCUGCAGUGAAGGCUUGCACAAAUCUGGCAGUGAAGGAAGCGGUUCGUGAAAGCGACGAGACAGUCACCAAAGUUCUCUCUUUGGAAAAGGGCCUGGCAGUGCAUCUUCAGCUGACAAGGUGUUGCAAAGACCAAGACGACGUCUUCAUUGCCAACGCACUUGUCGACAUGUACGCAAAGUGUGGGAGCUUGGUGGAUUCUGAGAGGGUCUUUCACGGCAUGAAGAAUCUCACGGUCGUGACUUGGACUUCGCUGAUGCUCGGUUACGUUGACAAUGGCCGACAGGAACUGGCCUUGGAGCUGUUUGUGUCAAUGGCAAACCUUGGAGCUGUUUGUCCACCCAAUGCCAGGACCUUUGUGGCAGUACUCAAGGCUUGCACGGGCAUGGCAGAGAAAGAAGAGGUGACAGUGGUGAGCGACAAGUCUUACAAGCAGCUCUCUCUGGAAAAAGGACUGGCUCUUCACUCGGAAGCUGCGAGACAUGGCUGUGACACCGAAGUGUUCGUCGCAAACACCUUGGUUGACAUGUACUCCAAGUGCGGGAGCUUGGAGGACGCAAGCAGGGUGUUUUACCAGAUGCCACACCGGAACGUGGUGACGUACACGGCGCUGAUAACAGGUUUCUCCGAGACUGGUGAAGCGAAGCUCGCUCUCGAGCUGUUUUCGCUCAUGAAACGAGACGGAGGCUGCGUUCCGGACAGUAAAACUUUUGCGGCUGUGCUCAAGGCCUGCGGCGGUGCCGUCGACUUGCAAAUGGCGAGAGAGGCUCACGCAGCUGCUUGCAGGCGUGGCCUCGAGAGCGAUCGAGUUGUAGCCAACUCCGUGGUAGACACGUACGGUAAGUGCGGAAGAAUUUCCUGCGCUCAGCAUGUCUUUGACACGCUGUGUUGCAGAGAUACAGUGACUUGGACUGCUCUUAUUGCUGGAUAUGGCCGUCAAGGCGACACCGAUCGAGUACUGGCACUUUUCCGUGAGAUGGAAACAGCGGGGUCCCGACCAAACGGUACGACUUUUGUGUCUUUGUUGGCCGCGUUCAGUCGUGCGGGCCUCGUUGACUCUGGGAAACUUUGCUUUCAGGCAAUGCGUUCUCGGUACGGGGUUGAUCCGGGCAUGGAGCACUAUCUGUGCAUGGUGGAUUUGCUCGCACGGGCCAACUUAGUGGAAGCUGCCGUGGAGACUCUGGAGCGAAUGCCAUUCAAACCCGAGGCGCUGGCUUGGAGAACAGUCCUGGGCGCGUGUCAAGAUGGAAACUUCGGAGCCGGGAAGAUUGCUUUCGAGUCACUGAUGGGAGCCAAAGGAGAUCACGCGGCUGCUUACGAUUUGAUGGCGAACUUCCACAGCUGCCUGGCGAUAUCUCUGCAGCGGUGAGAAGUAUGUGUGCUGCCGCUACUGAAAGUCGAGGUUCUACUUUGUCUCGAAGGUGACGGGUUUCAACAGGCGUGACUGCUGCGUCGGCUGCUCGAGUCCCCACCACACUCACGGAUUCCUUCGCAGAUACAAUUGAUCAAUCCAAAGACUUCGUCGACUGCGGAUCGUGACGUGAUUCCUCGCGAGCGCACCUUUCCUUUCUCGCGUGUCAGCUUUUACUCGGAGAGAGAAGAGAAGAUGAUGCGUUUGUAUAUGCGUCUAGCUCGCCUUGGAGCCAUUAUAGCUCGUUUGCUGGAGCAAGACAUGGCAACAAAUGAAAAAAUUUCCAUGAACUCGCACA